AUGUGCAACGUUAAGGUAAGUUUUUAAAAUUUUUUACAAAUUGUAAAUUUCGAAAAAAAAUUUUUUAAUUGUUAAAAUUUUUAAAAAUUUCGAUUUUUAAAAUUUUUUUUUUUUUGAAUAAAAAUUUUUUUUCAGGUACUAUUCGGAGUUGCAGUCUUUUUAAAAGGCUUAUUAUAUGUAGCGACGGGGACGUUGGGCUUCUUUGCCAACCAUGACUUACAUAUUAUGAUAGCCAGUGGUGUUUUGAUCAUAGUAUCAAUUGUUCAGCUAGCCACGGCGUGCUUUAAACACCCUGGAAGCAUUGCGUUUGGCGCUAUGUUGUUGGUAAGUAAACUUAAAAAUAAAUUUUAGUUUUUAGAUUUUCUAGCCCAAGCCCUAGCUCAGGGCCCUAGUCCAGAAUUUUAGUCCAGAGCCCUAGCCCAGAGCCUUAUCCCAGAGCCCUAACCCAGAGCCCUAGCCCAGAGCCCUAGUCCAGAGCCCUAGCCCAGAGCCCUAGCCCAUAGCCCUAGCCCAUAGCCCUAGCCCAUAGCCCUAGCCCUAGCCCUAGCCCUAGCCCAGAGCCCUAGCCCAGAGCCCUAGCCCAGAGCCCUAGCCCAGAGCCCUAGCCCAGAGCCCUAGCCCAGAGCCCUAGCCCAGAGCCCUAGCCCAGAGCCCUAGUCCAGAAUUUUAGUCCAGAGCCCUAGCCCAGAGCCUUAUCCCAGAGCCCUAACCCAGAGCCCUAGCCCAGAGCCCUAGUCCAGACCUUAGCCCAGAGCCCUGGCCCAGAGCUUUUGCCCAGAGCCCUAGCCCAAAGCCUUAGCCUAGAGCUCUAACCCGGAGUUUUAGCCUAGAGCCUUUAGCCCGGAGUUCUAACUCAGAGCCCUAGCGCAGAACACAAUAUUAUUUUGUUUAAAUAAUUCUGUGCUCUUCAUAAAGCAAAUUUUAAAGUUAAAAGGCACAGAAUUAUUUGAACACUCUAAUAUUCGUUAUCGUAGUAUGUCUUAUAUCAACACUAGUCAUGGUUGAAGCUAAAUUUCGCUUAAAUUUCAAAAAAAAUUUUCAUUUCAAAAAUUUUUCAAAAGUAAAUUUUUUUAUUUCAGAGUUUAGAGACCUUAUUAUUGACUGCAGCUUUGGGUUUUUUGAUUUACUGCAUAAUUGACCUGCCAUCGUGGUGGAAGGGCUGGAUUGACGAUGAGUUCACAGAGUUGUGGGACGUUGAUUGUAGGUUUUUGAACUACCUUUCUUACUUUUAACCGUCAUUUUAAUUUUGAAAAAAAAUAAAAUUUUUUUUGAAGUAGAGCACAGAAUUAAAUGAACGCUUUAAAAGUUUUUACUAUGAACUUUACAUUAAUUAAAACUUUACAAGAUAAAAACCCUAAUUUCAGACCUAACCAACCACCAAGACAUCACAAUAUACCUGGCUGCAGUAGUACUAGCUCUACUAUUACUAGCACUGUUCAGUUUGAUUACAGCCAUUGCCAGUUUUAUUCAAGCUCGUCGACAUUUACGACGAACCUUGCCAAUUCAAAUCGCGGCCGAAUUUGCUCAAAUGCCUUACACGACGUUAGAUGUGGAAGGCCCUGAGGUCGUCAAACUUUACAAUGUCAAAUUGUAA
Messenger RNA from Bursaphelenchus okinawaensis, 1594 nucleotides. NCBI's taxonomy places the organism in Eukaryota, Metazoa, Nematoda, Chromadorea, Rhabditida, Aphelenchoididae. The record is from the annotation of a GenBank genome assembly.